UGCGAAGAGCGAAGGCAUUGGGCAUUCCUGACGAUUCCUGACACUGAGCGCACGAUAUUCCAUAAAUAUCCAUACAACACUCUUCUGUAUUAAAAUUCUCGUGAUAACCUUCGUAAACUUUACGCUGUAAUUCCAUGUUGAAGUAUGGUGAACUGACGUAAAAUUUCGUAGUGCUGCUGGUGCGCGAGUAACCUCCACAAGAAAAUUGAAUUGCAUCUCCUGAAGACAUGGAGUCCGAAAAAAUAAACAAUUUUGCUUUAAACGCAAGCACGAUAUUAAGAGCAUGUGCUUCGGCGAGCAACGAAGCCGAGAGAUUGCGAAGCCUCCAGGAAGACAAUCACUCCAAGUUAACGAUCGGGGCGUUUUUCGAAUUUAUGAGAACUGCGUAUCAAGUCAACGACAGCUGCGAGGGUCUGGCCACGAUACUGAGCGCCAACAGCGAAAUCGACUGGCACGAGUUAGCGAAGAUCAAUUUAGACCUAGAAACACGCGAGGACAAUGAUUGCAGCUCUAACACUCAAGAACGGCGAAACAAGAACGAUAAUCCCAUAAAGGCGUUAUUGAUGCAGACGAUAAAUAAUAAGGAAGCGAGUGCGUCUACGUCGAAGAGUGCGAUAAGCUCGCAGUCUUCCGCGAUAUCCUGUAAUAGUAUCUCUGACACGAGCAAUAAGAAUGGCUCGUCGAAGGAAUCUAUUGGCGUAGAGAAUUCUUUUAAAUGUUCAGAGACAGGAGAUGGCGUUAAAGAAACGAAUCAGUUACCCGAUAGUCAAGUCCAGAAUGAAAAGGAAAAAGCAUUGCAGACUAAGGAACGUUUAGAAGAGAGUGAAAGUGGUUUAGCGAAAGUCAUGAAGGAGAAUUUGAGAGAUAUUUUGCACGAAGGAUUACUGGACUCCGUUUUGCCGUACAUGCUCCCAAAGUCUGCUCUAUCACAGCCCGUUAUUAAAAAGUCUGCUGCAGUUACGGAUGUUAAAAAGAGUUCCUCUUUGAAUAACAUAAUUGAAAGUAAGACCUCGACCCAUAAGGAGAGAGACAAGGAAAAGAGCAAGGCGAGCAAGAAAUCGUCGGAGAGCGAAGUGGAAAUCCAUGUAUGCGACGAAGAUAAGAAUAUCAAAAAGAACUUUCGGUGUCCGCAGAAGCUUCUCAUACAGAAAAUGUGUUAUUUUGCUGACGUUACAGCGGGACAGAAGCUCGACGAGAUAGACAUAUCGGUACACUGCGACGUGGUUAUUUUCGACUGGCUGAUGAGAUGGGUGAAGAAGGAUAUCAUAAAGAAGUCAGAGUGGCCGGUUUUAGAGGCGAAUAACGUCAUUCCGAUCAUGGUAUCCGCCUGCUUUCUACAAAUGGAACCACUCUUGGAAAAUUGCCUUCAAUAUUGUCACGACAAUAUGGCAGAUAUCUUAAAGACGUCAACAAUCUUGACAUGUCUAGAUGAUAAUCUUCUCACAAGAUUGGCUGAUUUAUUUACUAACGAAGAUGUCGAAAUGCUAAAAGACAAGAAAGAUAAAAUUCAGAGUCGUUUGUUCUGUAAGUUAAUCAUGUCUCUAGUAGAGGCUACUCCAGAUAACAAAAAAGGACACUAUAGCUCAUUGGCUAUGAUGUUUAGAUGUGGAAAGUGUGGCAAGAAUGUUAUACAAUCGAUUUCCGAUUUUGUGCCUUGCAUUCCAAGUGCAAUGAAAAUUGAUAACAAGGGAGCUAUUCACAGCAAGCAUGUCAGAGAUUUGACAUGGACGUUGAACGAUUACAUCGUUGCCUUGCGAUCGGAGUUGCGUUCUUGGCGCAAAGUGUAUUGGAGAUUGUGGGGAGACUGCCAUUUCUUGUUCUGUCAAUACUGCAAUGUGUACUUCCCGAUACAUCAGCUUGGUUGGUGUUGUUACCAUCCAGAGCCUGCACAAUUCUUCGUAAACGAGCAACAAAGGCCUGUGCCUUUCCCAUUGGGAAGAUACCCGUGUUGUAGUCAAUCUGCUUAUAGAUUUGAAGCUUUACCCAAUCAAAGUGGAUGCAGAUACAAAGAGCACAUACCAGAUAUAAAAGGCGAGAAAGAAUCAAGUACGUUAAAUAUCCUGACAGCGCACAGAGAAGUGAUAACUUUGGAAGCACCCCAGCUUUUUUUCCCUGAAAAAAUCACACGGCUAGUAACACGCGACCCGUCUCUUCGUCCUGGCAAAUUAGUGUGCAAGGAUACAAUGUGGUGGAAUGGCAUAGAACUCGUGCCACAGAGACCAAAACUUGGUCUGCUCGGAAAGAUUUGGGGAGGUUCGGGACUUCGUCGAUUGCUCCAAGCGCAAGAUUCGCAAAAGUCUUUGCAGAAACUUUAUCGGCGAAUUUCCGUAACCACCGAUGUUUCAUCUCCCACUUCCUCGAUUACGGACGAGGACGACGAAGACGAUGGUGGGACCGUGUACGAUGACAGCGAGGACGACGAAUCUUACUACAGUGAAGAAUCCAAUACCUUAUGCGCUUUGAAAUCAACAGCUAAAGCAAAACAUCAGAAUAAUCACAAGAGCAACGGUAGAUGUUGGAGCGGAAACUUGAAUGUAAGACACAAUCAAGAUAAUCAGAGAGAUUUUGAGGAACGAGCCGCGGCGCAAAUGAUAGCUCUUCUGACAAAGAGAACAGUCACGGAAAACUUGCUAUCGAAAUUUAAUAACAAACAACACGUCUCUAAAACUAAACAACCUGUUGGUGGAACAUAUAUGAAAUUAGAAGCCGAGUUUCGCGAACGGUUAACCCAGUCUUACAAAUACAAGAAUCCUCUGGUAGGAAAGACUCGUAUCAAAUCAAAUAAAUCUUGAGCUGUAUGUAAACAUAGUUGAAGAUUCGUCUAAAGUGUUAAAUAAAUUUUGUUGUAAUUUUAUAUUAAGGAAGAAA
Molecule: messenger RNA, 2868 nt
Organism: Solenopsis invicta (red fire ant)
Lineage: Eukaryota; Metazoa; Arthropoda; Insecta; Hymenoptera; Formicidae
Exons: 9
Coding region: 228-2792 (854 amino acids)
Source: RefSeq, a predicted model, not a curated record